This is a messenger RNA of Populus euphratica (Euphrates poplar), 1596 nucleotides long. RefSeq names its product probable serine/threonine-protein kinase NAK. The coding region runs from base 146 to 1342 and encodes 398 amino acids. Gene Ontology annotation, biological process: protein phosphorylation. The transcript has 7 exons. Gene Ontology annotation, molecular function: protein kinase activity; ATP binding. The record is from RefSeq and is a predicted model, not a curated record. Lineage: Eukaryota; Viridiplantae; Streptophyta; Magnoliopsida; Malpighiales; Salicaceae.
AUUCAAGAGAACGGAGCCCUUGAUACCGUAUGAUACUCUCCAGCACUCAAGCUCUUCUUCCUUGUUCAAAGUCAACGUCAAAAAAACAAUGGUCAUUACAACAAGAAGGAAAGGGUGACCCACAGAUUACAGUAGCAGUCAAUUAAUGGGGAUUUUCUGUAGCUGUUCAGCUCAGAAGCCAGCAACAACCCAAGAUCAAGACCCAACACCAAGCACCGCCGACCAUGUCAGUGCAGGCAGUGAUGACUUUGGAAACAGCUGGUUCUCUAGAGUAAGCACCAGCAUUACAACAUGGAUGUCUCAACCAAGUAGUAGCUUCACAACUAUCUGGGAUAAAAAUGUCCCUGAGAGCAGCCAAUUCUCAGAUGCAACUGGAAGUGGUGAUGGGACUAUGGCAAACGGGCAAAAUGCUACCAGCUCAAGCAUGAGAGUAUUCACAUUGGCGCAGCUGAGGGCUGCAACAUAUAAUUUUAGAUCCGAUAUGUUACUGGGAAAAGGAGGUUUUGGCACCGUCUAUAAGGGUUGGCUUAAGGAGAAGUUGCCUCCAAGUGGUAUAAAGAAGACUGUCGUUGCUGUCAAGAAAUUAGAUACUUUCAGCAUGCAAGGAUUAAACGAGUGGAAGGCUGAAGUGUAUUUCUCUGAAAAACAUUCUCACCCGAACCUGCAAGAACUACUGGGAUAUUGUUUGGAAAGUGGAGACCGCAUCCUUGUCUAUGAGUUCAUGAAAAAGCGAAGCUUAAAUUACCAUCUCUUUGGAAAGCGCUCAUUUCCACCACUUUCAUGGGACAUCAGGCUCAAGAUUGCUAUAGAUACUGCUCGUGGUCUGGCUUACUUGCACACAUUGGAAGAGCCAAUAAUUUACCGAGAUUUCAAGUCAUCGAAUAUACUACUCGAUGAGUUCUAUAAUGCGAAGCUAUCAGACUUUGGCUUGUCAUUUUGGGGUCCCUUGAUUGAUUCACAUGUCAGUACUGGAAUCGCAGGCACGAUAGGUUACAUUGAUCCGGAAUAUCUUGCAGCAGGACAUUUGCAUGUGAAGAGUGAUGUAUACGGGUUUGGAGUUGUUAUGGUUGAGAUGUUAACUGGUUUACGUGCAAUCGACAUGAAACGUCCAAGUGGGAAACAGAUACUUGUGGACUGGGCUAAACCUUAUCUGACAAACAGAAGCAAGUUGAAAAAUAUAAUGGACUCCCGGUUGAAAGGGAAAUUUCCUCCCAAAGAGGCUUACCAAAUAGCUCACCUUGCUAUUAAAUGUCUUCAACAUGAUCCCCGCUUCCGGCCAUCAAUGACAGAAAUUGCUGAGACACUCGAACAGAUUGAUGCCAUCCAUAUGAGAUUGGGUUAGCCUAAAAUUCAUUCUGGUUAUCAUAGUGGUUUGUAGUGUUUUAGUACUCUUCUUCAUUAGGUGUCAUCACAGAUGAGAGAUCUCUGGUAUACUUUCUUCAUACAACUUACACGAGAAUUCAUAAUUAGCUACCAUGAAAUGCUUUGAGUUUAUAUGACUAGCUGUAGCAGAAAGAGAUGGGCGUGUUUGGCGCAUCUUGCCAUGGACGCUUCUCAUUUGUUGUAUUCAUGCAGUAGUUCAAUUUUCCUUGGCAA